Cavenderia fasciculata is the source of this 342-nucleotide messenger RNA. RefSeq lists its product as uncharacterized. Lineage: Eukaryota; Evosea; Eumycetozoa; Acytosteliales; Cavenderiaceae. The transcript is spliced from 2 exons. The record is from RefSeq and is a predicted model, not a curated record. The coding region runs from base 1 to 342 and encodes 113 amino acids.
AUGGAAAAGAAGAAGAAGAAGAAAGAAGGUAUAAAUAAAAAGUCUGCUGAUAUAACAAUUAAAAGAGAAAAAAAGAAAUUAAAAGAAUACAAUGGUGUUAAAUUGGAACUUGAUGGUGACAUUGGUUCGAAUCAAAUCGAAAACGACUCGGUUCUCUUUAUAGUAACAUCAUCUGAUAUUAUUCAUGUACAUGCUAUACCAUCUUGGAAUACAGAGGAGAGAGAAAUCUAUGCACUUGACAAACAGACUACACUCCUCUCUAAAUUAUUUGACUCGUUUCUUGCAAAGUACAAACUUCACGCAAACAAAUCAACUUUACAAAUGCAUAGACCGGCGCCUUGA